CGGUAAUGUUAUCUUUAGCUAGCAACAACAAUUGAAAAAAUCAAAAUGGCUUCUUAUGAUGUAAACAAUGAGCUCUAUCCCUAAAGAUUAGAAUAUAAUUUCGUGUAGACAGUAGGCUUAUAUCCUAUCAAGAUUCAAGAUCACUUCAUUCAAAAUUAAGGCUACACUUUGAAGCAAACAUGUCCUUCAAAAAUGGAUUUCAGGGAGGUCCUUUUUUUGAACUGUUCAGCUUACAAGGGCGUGACUCUAUGAAUAACUGGAAGAUAUCAAACUCUGGUAUAAAAAAGACCUAUGAGAAAGAAGUGAAAGGUUAUAUCCUGGCACUUGAAGGUGCUUCAGCAACAACUAAGGUUCAGGCUCCUAAAGACCAGAAACAAAGUUUAACUUUGGUCCAGAGGUUCCUAGUCCUACAGAUUUAUCUCUCUAAAGGAGCUGAUUUCUCAAUGGAACUUAGCGUGACAGACCUUGGGAAUAAUAAACGGAGAAUUUUGUUAUCCACAUCUCAGAAAGAAGUUCAAGUGACGCCUCUUCAUGCUAAAGUACCAUUAACGAUAGUAAAAAAAGCCAUAUGGCUCAACUUAACAUUAGACAUGGUUUCACUGGUUGGUGAAAUGUGGACCGGUCAGACAUUUAGGUCAGUCGACCAAAUUUCUAUAUCGGCCAACUGCAGGCUGAGACGAGUGUUUACUAUGAAAUCUCAACCACCGGACACUACAGAAGAUGAAGAGCUUGACCCCUCCAUAAAUUCUGGAGAGAUGGAUAACAUUCCUAAAAAUUGUCAGUUUGCACCUGAUGUUCAGCAUUUCACUCAGGUGAUAACGUUAAAUAAGAUCAAACAUGCCGAGCGAGUGCGGUCAGGUAAAGGGUCAACCCUAGCAGACCAGUACAGGCCUGGGUCCACCCUGGAGCUGGAUCUGAAUGCCAGUGGCAAGAAAAUUCAAACUGCUGAUGGGAAAAUAGCUUUUGGUUCCAAGGCCCCCAGAGUGCCGGAGAGUGGUAGGAAAACAUCUAGACAGGGAAGCGUUACCAACAGAAGCUUGAAAUCCCAAACUUCUAGAAAUGAUGGUGUUUCAAAUCAGAAUACGAUGACUGCCCAGGAAAUGGACUUGGAUGGAGGAGACCAUUUUGACAUAUCCAGGUCCCAUCACCCAGGUAGUGCUGGCUCUGUUCACCAAGAUCCAGUCUCUCUUGAAGAGUUCACCAAUGGUUUAAAAGACAAACAGUUGGUGGCCCCACACCCACCUAGGGAACCCUCGAAUGACAGGGUACGGAGGAGGCCAAGAAUAAAAACUGUAGGGCAAAAUGGUGUCCUUAACAGAGGUGAUGGCAGUGUAAUUUCACCUCCGACCUCCGCAACAUUGUCAAGUCAGUUUUCUCGGGGACAACCUGGCCAGUCGUAUUCUGUUAGUCCAAGCCAAGCGUAUGCCAGGGAUAGGCUAGAGGUCAACAGUAUUCUCAUGAAGGAUUCUGGAGUUGGGCCAGAUGUCCCUGAGAUUCAAUCACCAAGAAAAGGGGAGACAAGCAACUAUGAUUCAGUUGUUGAUGUUAUUUCCCUUUUGAGACAAACCGCUGAUCAGUCCCUGGAGAUGGAUAACAAGAAUUUAAAUAACAACAAUAACAAUAACAUUUAUGGCUGGAACAAAAAUGAUGACUUAACAAAGCUAGGAAAAAGGAAGAAGGAAAUGAGUGAUCAAACAAAAGAAGCUGACGUGAAUGUGAAGACGAGCAUUGAAGAUGAUGACAGCGUCAAGUCUAAUUCAGCCAGUGACAGUUCACACCUGGGGGAAUAUGAAGAAAGUGAAGAUGAGACCUCAGGGGACACAAACAAGCUUCACCUGUUUGUCUCCCCUCCCAAAUCAGCCACCUUAAGGAGAAAUAUAUCACCAAACAACACAGAGACAGAUGCUAAUCAAUCAAAAAAAAGUGUUUCCAGAAAUGUCCGCUCCAAUAUGAAGAGAAGCACAGACACCUCCUACAGGGGGGCGAGGCUAGAGGACGAUUUUGUCAGUCACAGUAGCAGCGAGGAUGAAAUGGCAGCCCGGACUGGAGCGGAUGUUUAUUUCCACACCAGGCACCGGCGGCAUGCGGGGAGCGCUGGCAGUGUCACGUCACACCGGCACCUCGACGACGGGUACAACAGCAACAACUAUGCCUCACCCCUCAAGGUCAGAGGUCACUCUGGGGGAUCAAGGCCAAGGCCAGUGACACACCUGGCCCCACAGAACUCUACAAGCCCUGAUCAGAAGCCCACAGUUCACUCGGCUAGAAGGGAGAGAGACAGCGUGACAAGGAUGAGCAAGAAGGCUUUAAGGGAGAUCACCAAUCCUCACACAGAUGAUCCAACAACAAAUAAUGAGAGGCCUUACGAUGCCACCAAGUACCAAAUGGAGGACCUGACAGAAUCCUUUGAGGCCAGGAUGUACGCCAGCAUGAGGAGACAGGGGGAGGAAGAGGAGAGAAACAUCUCACCUGUCCCCACCCACGCCUCAAGCACACUCCACAGAUCCCAGCCUCACCUGAACCCUGCUGACCUGGGGGUCACGACGCACCUGUGUAGCGAGUCCCCUGCCACCACCAGUGAUGAUGAUACCAGCUUCAGCACAUGGAAGGCCCCUGCACCAAACCAGACCCCACACAACUAUCAAGAUGAGAUGAAGUCCCAGAGAAGCAGUGAUACAUUAACUUCCUCUAACCCAAGGGACUGGAGUGGGGUCAUGAGUCCACCCAUUGGUCCACUCUCACACAUCCAAGACUUGCAUGGAACAAUGGAAGGGAUCUCUGACGAUUUAUCUGAUGAUCCAGUACAGCAAUACCAUGGUAGGAAGAACCUGAAGAGUGGAGAGGACGACGAUAAACUGGACGUUUGUUUUGACCCAAAACUGAACUGCUACUUUGACCCCAGAACAAACAAGUAUUAUGAGCUGGUCUCUUGACUGUGGCAGAUUUUCUUGAUUCAUCUCAACAGAAGUCUGUGUUUUCUGCUAGACUGGCAGAUUUUCUUGAUUCAUCUCAACAGAAGUCUGUGUUUUCUGCUCAAACGUUUUCCAAGAAUUAGCCUGACACCCAUUGUCUUGGCAUGUCAGAGGUUGUCAAAUGAUAGUUUUUCUAGAGAGUCAAAGUUUUUGGCUGAAAGUCAUUAUUCUAGUCCCAAUUUGUCAGACAAGUCAAUAUUUAUCACAGAAAAUAUGAAAUUUAAAAUGCAAAUGUCUUAUUUAGUCCCACUAUAGUUUUUGAUGUUUAGUUUAACUGUCAGAUUAGUGACGUCUCUAGAAGACAAUGUGAGAAAUGUCCCUCAUAGACUUGGGGUAUCAGUUUUGUUUUUGGUGUUUAGUGUGACCAUCAGGUUAGGUGAUGGCUCAUAAUGAGAUGACACAUGUAUUUAUAAACUUGCCAAAUUUUGUUUUUGGUAUUUAGUGUGACCAUCAGGUUAGGUGAUGGCUCCUAAUGAGAUGCCACAUGUAUUUAUAAACUUGCCAAAUGGGGAUGUGACUCCUCAAGCAGAAUGUGAUAUUAUGUCCCUUGUAUUUAUGUACAUAAAUAAAUGAU
Physella acuta is the source of this 3546-nucleotide messenger RNA. Its product is annotated as protein CFAP20DC. Lineage: Eukaryota; Metazoa; Mollusca; Gastropoda; Physidae. The record is from RefSeq and is a predicted model, not a curated record.